Messenger RNA from Auanema sp. JU1783, 552 nucleotides. The record is from the annotation of a GenBank genome assembly. NCBI's taxonomy places the organism in Eukaryota, Metazoa, Nematoda, Chromadorea, Rhabditida, Rhabditidae.
AUGAAAGUUCUAAUUCUUCUCUGCCUGGUGAGCUUUGUGAACUCAGCCUUUUUUGCUACAAAAAGCCUAACAUGCUCUCAUCUUUUCGUUGGACAGGAAUGUGUUGUUAAUUUCAAAUUUUAUAACAGUGGGCCAGAAAACAUCACGAACAUCGAAGUCAAUGAUUUCUCUAUUCUGUCCGGAUUAACAGAUAUUCAAGGCUCCACGACAUUUGAGUUGCCUACUUUAUUAGCCAAUCAUAAUGCUUCCCAUGAUGUAGUUUUUGUUCCUAACGAGUUAGCGGUAUCGCAUGCACAAGAAUUUCUGAAGUCUCUUGCACAACCCGUGACUGUCCGAUAUGAAGUGAGCAAGGAUCAAUUCGUCAUGAAAUCAACACCUCUAUCCCUUCCUCAUUAUAUGACCACGGUGUAUACUGACGAACAAUUUAAAAGAAAAUUCGGCUCGAAAAUUGAGACUUGGAUCGGUUUCUUCGCCAUUGUCGGCUUUCCCACAUUGGCUGCGCUGUACUUGCGCGAAUCAAUGAAGAGAAAAUACACGGUGAAGAAGAAUUGA